This is a messenger RNA of Callorhinchus milii (elephant shark), 1396 nucleotides long. It is a transcript of the gene lratd2, whose product is annotated as LRAT domain containing 2. The transcript has a single exon. Lineage: Eukaryota; Metazoa; Chordata; Chondrichthyes; Chimaeriformes; Callorhinchidae. Bases 442 to 1338 code for a protein of 298 amino acids. The record is from RefSeq and is a predicted model, not a curated record.
UGUUUGUGUGCUGUGUGCACCUGUGUGUGUGUACCUGUGUGUGUGCACCUGUGUCAGAAACUACACCCGGGCGGAGACACCGAACCACCGUUUACCGAAGCAGCGAGAAAGAAACUUGGCCGCCGGUGGUGUAUUAUCGUGUGUAGAUACCUUGGAAGUAACUUUUGGAGCCAGACGGGGAGCGGCUCGGGUGGAGGCCGGUGUGAAGCGCCCUGUUGCUGCGAGCAGUUAGAGAGAGAGAGAGAGGGGGAGCAGCGGGUCACACACAGCACAGCACAGCACGGAGUGGAGUGGAGUGGUGUAGUGCAGUGCUGCUGAUCGCUGGCGGUGUCUCGGAGUCUGUCUGGUUGUCUAACAAGUGUCUGUGCCCCCGGGCCCGGGGCCCGGCCCGGGACAGUCGGGUCUGACUCACUUCCCCCGGGGUCGGGCUGUCCUUCUUCAAUGCGAUCUGCCCCCCUCCCCGCACUGGCUAUGGGGAACCAGGUGGAGAGACUCACGCGUCUGAGCUACGAGGAAGUGCCGACGGCCGAGCCCGCGGGGACGGACAAGGACGACGAGCCGCGGAUCGGCGUCUCCUACAUCUUCUCGGUGGACGACGAGGAGCUGGAGGAGGCGGUGGUGGCCGUGAGCGGCGGCGACAAGCGGGCGGCGGGUGGGGGGGGGCAGGAGGAGAGCCCCGACCCCGGGAACGAGGUGGAGUGCUCGGUCUACUACAGGGACCAGUGCGUGUACGAGAGGAGCUCGAGGGGCGGCGGAGGGGUGGACGGGGGAGGAGGAGGGGGCGGCGGCGGCGGCACCUGCUCCCCGGAGACCCUGCUCAGCAAGUGCAAGGCUGGGGACCUGGUGGAGUUUGUGGGCAGGAACCAGUACCCGCACUGGGCGGUGUACGUGGGCGACUUCCAAGUGGUGCAUCUGUACAAAGCUGAGAUCAGGAACGACUUCAUGACCGACGCCGGUCGGGGCCGGAGGGGUCGGAUCGUGAGCGACCUGUACCGGUACAAACCCCUCCCCGCGGAGACGGUGGUGCAAAACGCCACGGAGCAGGUGGGGGUGAGGGAGGAGGGGCUGAGCUGGAGGAACUCGGAGUGCUUCGCCGCCUGGUGCAGGUGCGGCCGGAGGGAGUUCAAGAUCGGCGGGGAGAUCAGGAUCGGGAAGCAGCCCUACAGGCUGAAGGUCCACCUGCCCGACAGGACCAGCCACACGCUGGAGUUUCAGAGCCUGGAGGACCUGAUCAUGGAAAAGAGGAGGAACGAUCUGAUAGGGAAAAUGGCUGUGAUGCAGGAGCUGGCGGCUCAUCUGCAGGUGGAGCAGGAGAGGACUGAUCGCAAUUCAGAUUGAUGGGGAAUUAAUUGCCAUCCUCUCCCCCCCCCCCCCACACACACACCCCCCCACACAC